AUAUUGUGUUAAAGCUUCAGUCGAGUUGUAAUGUGAAUCGACACGAAAGGGUUUGAGAGAGGGAAAAAAUUAUUUAAAAAACUGUAAGAAUGAGUGGAAAACCGAGUAAACUUGUUUAUCUCUCUCUUGUUUUAGCUUCUUCCAGUUUGCUUCUUUCAGGAGUGUGUAUUCUUCAGCUUUAUUUGCAGAGGGAAUAUUGGAAGGGUGAAAUAACAGCUAGAUUAUCUGAUCUUGAAGCUGAACAUGAUUAUCUUCUGGAUUCAGAAAAGAGCAGCUUAACCUCUGACGAGAGCAGCUCAAGCCGUCCCUCAUUAUGCCAGCUGCUCCCAGACCCUGGACCAUGCAGCUCUCAAGUGACCAGAUGGUACUUCUUACGUAGAGAAGGAGAUUGCCUGGAGUUCCCAUGGGGUGGUUGUCAGGGCAACGACAACAACUUCCUUAGUUUGGAUCAAUGUCGGUCAGCAUGUCUAGUUUCCCCUGAGAAAGCCCGGUCACAGCACCUGGUUGCUCCUGCCCGGUCAGCUGACCGACCUCUUCUACCUCCGCCAAUAGAAACCUUUGAUCUAUCUAAUUGCCUACACGCACCAGACUCAGGUCCCUGUUUCGACCGAAUAACCAGAUUUUACUAUGAGGACGGAGAAUGUAAAAGGUUUGAUUAUGGUGGAUGUGCUGGGAAUUCAAACAAUUUCUUUACCGAGGGAGAGUGCUUGAGAAAAUGUGUGUCUGGCCCCCAAACUGGAUCCAUGAGGGGGGCAAGAGAGGAUGGAACCCCUGUGAGGGGGUUCAGAGGGGAAGUGCCCAGUAUCCCAAGAGAUAAUGUUUUUGAUGCUUGCGCUUUUCCUGAAGAUCAAGGAUCCUGUGAUGAGAGUUUAACUAGAUACAGAUGGGAUUCAAGGAUUAAGCAGUGUGUUAGGUUUACCUGGAGUGGUUGCGGAGGAAACAGUAACAAUUUUAUCUCUGCGGAGAAAUGUCGGAACCGAUGUGACAUCUAGUCUCUCAAGAUCUACACUUCAGCAAAGCGGAUGGGCUGACCAAGAGAAUGUAAAUAUCUACAGAGCCACCAUGAAAACGUGUUUAUAAAAUUGCAUAAAAUUCUAAUGGAUAAAAUUGAAACUCUUAAAAUAACACAAUUUCAAGUUUUAAUUUAGUCUUCUGCCUUGGAUCAACUAGGUGAGAUUAGAUAUCUACGAAGUCGCCAUUGAAAAUUGUCUGUUUUCAUUAUUUUCCCGAUUUCUUGAGAAGAUAAGCUUAAAAUAACAACAAGAAAAUAUUUCAUAUAUGAAUUUUGUUGAAAGCAUAAAUUUUUCAUCUUUUUUGAUAAAAAUAUUUUUUUUUAACUACAAAUAUGCAUGUUCUAAAUUCUCAUUAUAAUAUUCCAACGUAUGUAUAAAUCUACCAAGAGCUUCUUGAGAGCUUAAUUUUUGCAUUUUGUGUUAUUUUGAAAAGUAUAGUUUGAUAAUUGUAUUGAAUGUAUUUAAAAGACCGGUUUAUUUUUAUCAAAAACCUUGAUUUAAAGAGACUGUUCAUCCCUUUAAGAGUGUUUGUCAUGUUGUAAGAAAUUGUACACAGAUAAAAAAAAUGUGAAAAAUAUAUCAUCAAAAAUUUUAUUUUAUUCAAAUUGGAAAUCGAAAUUUCUUGAUAUGUUUAUAAUUACGUUAUGAACUAGACAUUCGUUAGUGAAAAUUAUUUUACAAUUGUAAUUCUGCUUUCAAAGAUGCCAGAAAUAUAGAAGAUAUCGUUUAGGUUUCAUAAAUAAAGUAAAUUAGUCUCAGCAUCCAAUAUAUGUGUCCUUUUUCUAAUAUAUAAAGAAGGAAGCUGUCCAACCUUCUUAUAAAAACAUCUAUCUUUAGGGACAAAUUAUAUACAUAAGCUAAUA
This is a messenger RNA of Eurytemora carolleeae, 1876 nucleotides long. RefSeq names its product tissue factor pathway inhibitor. The coding region runs from base 90 to 992 and encodes 300 amino acids. The record is from RefSeq and is a predicted model, not a curated record. NCBI's taxonomy places the organism in Eukaryota, Metazoa, Arthropoda, Copepoda, Calanoida, Temoridae. The transcript is spliced from 10 exons. Gene Ontology annotation, molecular function: serine-type endopeptidase inhibitor activity.